Molecule: messenger RNA, 3469 nt
Organism: Gordionus sp. m RMFG-2023
Lineage: Eukaryota; Metazoa; Nematomorpha; Gordioida; Chordodea; Parachordodidae
Product: probable cyclin-dependent serine/threonine-protein kinase DDB_G0292550
Exons: 4
Coding region: 59-3469 (1136 amino acids)
Molecular function (GO): RNA binding
Source: RefSeq, a predicted model, not a curated record
AUCAAAUUAUCUAUACUUAUUCAUAUUUUCAGCUAAUAGAAAGUCUAUAGAUUAGAGAAUGCCCACUAAUAGUUUUAUAUCCUCGCAAAUAUCUCAUUCUAACCCGGCUUCGGGAAAUAUCCAACUAUCCUUAUCUGCACUGACCGGCAAAAAAUUUCCUGGUAGCUACGAAAAUAAUCUGAAUAAUGCCUCCAACAGUAAAAAUUUAGUGCAUUCCCUUAUCACGGCUGAAGACAUAAUUUACACCAGUAAUUCUGGUACUUGCAAUUCUACUCAAAUUAGUGGCCACAAGAAUGAUAACGAUAUUCAUUCUAACUUCAUUAAUGGGGGCCUUAAAAAUAUUUUUGCCAAUAACAAUACCUCAAAGUUUAGCAAUGGAGUCAAUUAUAAUGAAAUAAAUGGAAAUGUCAAUGAAAUAGUCGAAUAUUCAACUUUUUCAAAAUCGCAUUUUAAUCCAAAUUCCAUUUUUUCUGGCAAUAAUAAUACGAUGAACGGAAGGGAGGAAAAUCGUAUUAAGCAAGCUAUAACCAAAUUAUCUGACGACUAUGUACUACGAUCCAACAAUUUAAAUACUAUCUCAAAUAAUACAACAAACGGCAAUGACAUUAACCAUAACGAUAACGAUUUUAAUGUCUCUAUAAACAAUAAUAGUAAUAAUUUUGCUUUAUUCAACAGACAAGAAAAUAUGUCACUGCGCAAAACUAGACUGUUCAAUAACUACGAAAACGUGAGUUGCAAUCCUCCUAAUACUUACUUUAAUGAUUCGUUUCCUGUUGAAAAUGGUCGUUCAUUUGUUAAUUCAUCAGAUAUUACGCCAUCCACUUUCAAUAAUUCGUCGAUCGACUCAUCAAAUACGCUCUUUAGCACUGCACAUCAAAACCAAAAUAAUUUCCACGAACACCAUUUCCAAAUCAAUAAUCUUAACCACAAUUUAUCAAAUAAUGGUUAUAGUAGCGAUCCGGAUGAUGAAAUAAUUCACUUGACUAACGCAAAUCUCGAAGAAAAUAAUUGUCAUCAUUUAAAUGGCUUUAGUAAUGUGAACAAUGGCAGUAACCAUAGCAAUAACUAUCUGGCUAAUUUGAUGGGAUUGGUCGGAAAUUCUAAUGUAGAUGGUUGUGUUGGUAACGCCCAUUCUAUGAAUUUCAACCAUCCUAACAACAAUAAUACGUACAUGUUAAACCAAAGAGAUUUAACUCAUCUAUUCUCGACAGUUAAUGGCUUUGAAAGCGAACGUUUGAAUAACUCGGAGGUUAACUCUGGUAGCAUCAGUCAAUCUAUAAAUAAUAUAACUGAUUCGAUUGUCAGAAAUAGCAACAGCAAUAACUCGAACUCCAGUAACAACGGGGGAGUCGUCGGUAACAAGAAAAAGGGUGUAAACAUGACUGAAUGUGUGCCGGUUCCUAGUUCUGAACACGUGGCCGAAAUUGUAGGGCGUCAAGGUUGCAAGAUUAAAGCCCUGAGAGCCAAAACGAAUACUUACAUAAAGACUCCUGUCAGGGGAGAGGAACCAGUUUUUGUUGUAACUGGACGUAAAGAAGAUGUCGUGUUAGCCAAGCGAGAAAUCAUAUCGGCCGCCGAACAUUUUAGUCAAAUUAGAGCGUCUCGCAAAAAUUCUGCACCUAUUCUCGAAACUACUUUAGGGGGUUUAAAUGGGAAUCUUAACGGGAGCAUUAAUGGAAGCAUGGGAAUGAAUGGGGCGAGGCAUUCGUUGACCGAUAAUGAUUUGAUCGGGAGAAUCGAUUCCUAUAAUUUAUCCCACAAUCACGAUGAAAAUGAGUUCAACAAUAACAUGAUCAACAAUACGGUAGUCGAUUCUAGCCAUAAUGUCAAUAAUCAACAAGCGCAUAAUACAUUGCACCAAUUGCAACUUCAACUCCAAAGUACUUUACAUAACAACUCAGCCCAUUUACAUAACAAUAAUACUGUCACUCAAGGCCAGAAUCAAAAUAAUAUGCAGCAACAAAUAACCAUUAGAGUCAGGGUACCUUACAAAGUCGUAGGCCUUGUUGUAGGACCCAAGGGCGCUACCAUUAAAAGAAUUCAACAAACGACCCAUACGUACAUAGUUACUCCUAGUAGGGACAGAGAACCUGUUUUUGAAAUAACCGGUUCGGCACCUAACGUUCAUAAUGCCCGGAUCCAGAUCGAGAAUCAUAUCGCAGUUAGGACGGGAAACAAUAAUAAUCCAGUGGGCCCCAACGCUAACAAUCUCGAUAACAGCUUUAUGAUGGCUAUACCUAAUAAUAAUAAUCACCUCUCAUCUUCGCCAUUCACCGGCAAUCAACGUCGAAAUUCUUCUCCCGCAUUCUAUUCCAACUAUCUCAAUAAUUUAGGUAAUAAUAACGUUAACGUGAAUGAUAACGAUGCUAUCUUAACCGCGGCCGCUCUUCUUUCGGUUCUCACUAAUUCAAAUCCAAACAAUAAUAUAAAUACUAAUUUGAAUAAUUUCAAUCCCACUACUCCGAGAAAUGGAAUAAAUAGGGAUGACGAAAGAGGGGUCAGGGCAAUUUUAAAUAAUUUGGCUAGCGCUUUGAUGAUCGGAACUAAGAAUCAUAAUCCUGGAAUAAAUGGAUACAACCCGUUAGCUUCUCCCAACCGUAACAAUCAAAAUGUAGGCAUCAAAGGACGUUCAAGCCUUAAUAAUAUCAAUAACAUUAACAAUGGUGGUAAUGGUAAAAAUAUUACGAAUAACCUUAAUAUCGCCUCUCUCUCGGCCGCCCUAAAAAACAUUUUGUCGCAUGGUCAAACUGAGAACGAAACGAAUGAUGAUUAUACUACCAAUCAAAUCGAAGGUGACCAAGAGAAUCUAUUGGCUAAAAUCAAUCGUCUACUGCUUACAUCCAAUUUUAACAACAAUAAUAAUUUUGUUGAAAACAAUGUGUCUCCGCAUUCUAUCGAAAGCACCGAAGUCAUCACAAACUAUCAAACGAAUGAACCUGACGAUGAUAUUCUUAACUUUUUAGAGGAAGAUGACCAAUUCAGAAAUACAAUCAUAUCUAAAUCAUCAGCACUCGCUCCGGGUAAUUACAAUAAUAAAGACCGAUUAUUUUCCGCUCGUCAAAAUGCGAAUUUAAAUUUAGAAUCGGUGGAAUGUGCCGUGACAGGUGCAGAGAAUGAAGAGGACAUAUUGCAUGGGAAUAAUAAGCGGCAGUUAAAUUAUAACAUGGCCCAGUUGAGGUUGUUUCAAAGGCAAUUGGCCAAUAAUGGAAGCAAUGACUGCUACACUGAAAAUUCUGACGUGAUUGAAGAUGAUAACAGUCAUAAUCAUAACCGUCUUUUUGAUUUGGGUGGUCGGUUUGCAAAUUUAUUUUCCGCUUUUAACUAUACCAACAAUCAAAUGUUUGAUUACAGCGUUAAUUCUACGAAUUCCUUACUGCCUACUUAUGACCCUAUUGAUAAUGCCAAUAUGUCUUCACUUUUGUACUCACUGGCGAAUAAUAAUACCACUAACGUAAAUGGAAUCAACUAA